This is a messenger RNA of Penaeus monodon (black tiger shrimp), 811 nucleotides long. RefSeq lists its product as uncharacterized. The record is from RefSeq and is a predicted model, not a curated record. NCBI's taxonomy places the organism in Eukaryota, Metazoa, Arthropoda, Malacostraca, Decapoda, Penaeidae. The coding region runs from base 79 to 639 and encodes 186 amino acids. The transcript is spliced from 7 exons.
ACUGCCUACUACAACGAUAAGUUUUCUUAAGGGUUUUACGCGAAAUUAUAACACUUUGAAGUUUGUUGAGAGGAAGAUAUGAUCAUGAUCAACAUCUUAACCUUCUUGGCUGCCGUGGCUACGGUGACCACCCUUCCUGUAUAUAUACACUCUACCAAUGAAUGCAUGAAGGCUGAAAAUGUGACUGUAUGUGAGAUAGAUUUCAGGCUGUGCAGUGACGCGUUCGCAGGCAACGAGGAAGAGGAAACCGACGAGGAAAUUCACAGAGUCUGUAUAAAUGAACGCAGCCUUUUCUCCGAUGACGAGUCUUCAGGCGGGAACAUCUUUAACAACGACACCAGGAUCGCGGAUUUGCCAUUCAUCGGUACAGAGGACAUGAGCCAAGCUGUGAAGUUAUGCAUUCAGUACAAACGUGAUGGGAUGAGGCCCGACGGAACAGUCGACCCACAACCCCUGUUAGAAAGGCUGACUCUCGCCCUUAACGACACCCGUCCUGAUAUUGUCCAGCGCCUACAUAACGGCACACAGUCCUGCUCAACUGAAAACCUUGACUCCUGGAAGUCCUGCCUCCUCUCGAGAUGUAUCUUAGGCAACGCUACCUUAGUCCUACCGUCUGAUACUAUUUCUUCGGAAGAAUAAGAACGAGAUUCACGUGAUUGUAGCUUAUUUUUUAAAUGUCGUUUGGUUAUACUAGUUCUUUUGCAAGUUAUUUUGCAUGAACUGAAGUAGUGAAGAGAUUUUUUCUUUGAGAUGUUAAUAGUCUUAGAAUAUGGACAGUGUGUAUGAACUUAAAAUAAUGACUUAGCAGUUA